ACCCACCCAACCAGCGCAUCGACAAUCCCGAACACUUAGAAAUAUACCAGUACAACACGGCGCUUACUUGAGGCACCCGUUUUAGCCCCAGUUUAACAAUCAAAAAAAAAAUAUAAAACACUUUUUUUAAAUUUUAUUAUUUAAUUCAAAUAAAUCAUAAUUUCAUUAGUAAUAAUUUUGAAAAUUUGUGAAUUUGUGUGAUUUGUUGAGAAAAAUUUAACAAAAAUUUCGAAAAACUAAAAAUUUCAUAGAAAAAUUUAAUAUUUUUAUAAAAAUUUUAUAAAAAAUACGUAAAAAUUGGGCCAAUUUCGGCUUAAUAACAAUUUUUUUUUUUUUUUUUUUUUUUUAAUUUAUUUUUUAUUAAUGAAAAUUAAUGUUUAUUAAUUUAUAAAAGUGUUUUUUUUUUUUGCCGGCUGUGAAAGAACAAUUGUGAGAUAGAAAAAAAAAUUUCGGAGUAAAAUUCGAUUAUUUCGGAGUAAAAAAAUUAUAUUGUUUAUAUUGUUUUUUUGUGCGGUGUGAAAAAUAAAUUAAUUUGAUAUUUGUUGUAUUGAUUAUUGAGUGAUUGAAUAUUGAAAUAUUUUUUUUUCGUUAAUUUAUCAUCUUUACAUAAUUAAUUUGUAAGAUGAGGGCAGUUGGAUUGAACUUAUUAGUCGUUGCUGUUGGGCUUCUGGCUAGCCAGGCGCAGGCAGUAUCAGAGCGAUUGGAACUGGCACCAGCAGGAGGCAGAUCUGAGCCUCAGGUUGCAACUUUGUGUGAAGCUGGAGAAGUUUAUUUAGCUCAACACAUGGGUGAGCAGGGUCGAUGGAUUUCAUCAACCGAAAAGAAAAGCUGUAUGACCGACAAACUUGAAAUUCUCGAGUAUUGCAAAAAGGCUUAUCCAAAGAGGGAUAUAACGAACAUUGUUGAAUCAUCUCACUACGUCAGGGUUGUAGGUUGGUGCAAACCUGGUCAUACAAAGUGCAAGAUGUCCAGAUGGGUCAAGCCAUACAGAUGCCUUGAGGGACCAUUUCAAAGUGAUGCACUUUUGGUACCUGAAGGAUGUCUUUUUGAUCAUUUACAUAAUCAUACAAAAUGUUGGGAGUCAAACAGAUGGAAUUCAACAGCAGCAGAUACUUGCCGAGAACGUAGUAUGAAUUUACGAAGUUUUGCAAUGUUACUACCCUGUGGAAUAUCACUAUUCUCCGGUGUAGAAUUUGUCUGCUGUCCAAAACACCUGAAAGAAAAUGUUAAGCCAAAAAAACCAAUUGAUUUACCAAUACCAAAAAAUAUUGAUGAUGAUGUAGAUGAAACUGAGGAUGAUAUUGAUGAUGAAGAUGAUUUGGAUGCUGACAGUGAUAGUGACAGUGAUGCUGAUGAUGAUUCAGAUGGUGAUUUGGAAGAUGUAUUGAGUGAUCAGGCAUAUGAAGAUGAAAGUGAUGAAGCUUAUCUUGAUGAUUACGAUACAACAACUGCUGGAAAUAAAGUGUCAACAUCAUUAUCAACAAGUGAAAAAAGCAAACAAGAAUCUACAGUUAUGCCAGUCACUUCAACAUCAAGUUCACAACAAUCACCUCAACCACAAGGAACACCAGAUCCAUAUUUAACACAUUUUGAUCCAAGAUCAGAGCAUCAGAGUUAUAAACAAGCACAAAUGAGACUUGAAGAAGUACACAAAGAAAAAGUUACAAAGGUGAUGAAGGACUGGAGUGAUCUUGAAGAAAGAUAUCAAGAUAUACGUGCAAGGGAUCCAGUUGCUGCUGAUGCAUUUAAACGUUGGAUGACAGCUAGAUUUCAAGAGACAGUUGCUGCACUUGAAGCCAGUGGUGCUGCUGAAAAACAUCAACUAAGUGCUAUGCAUCAGCAACGAGUUCAAGAAGCUGUUAAACAGAGAAAUGACGAUGCAAUGACUUGCUACACUGUCGCACUCAAUGAGACCCCACCCAAUAUGCAUCGUAUACAAAAAUGUCUUCAAAAGCUUUUACGUGCAUUGCACAAGGAUAGACAUCAUACAAUUGCUCAUUAUAAACAUCUUCUUGAUAGUAGCCUUGAACAAGCACAAAGAGAAAAACCAGCAACACUUGAACAUCUUGCUGAAAUUGAUAGAAUUACCAAUCAAAGUCUUCUUAUGCUUGAACGGUAUCCGGAAUUGAGUGCUAAAAUUGGACGGCUGAUGGAUGAUUAUGUAUUGGCCCUCAGGAGUAAGGACGAGACACCAGGGCUUUUGCUUGCGAUGACACGUGAAGCUGAGGCUGCUAUUUUGGACAAAUAUCAAGCUGAUGUGGCUAGCAAACAACAAGAAAAAGAACAUCAAAAGCAAUUGGAGCGUGAAAGAAAAGAGCAAAGAAAAGCUGAACGAGGUGAAUUACGUAGUGAGCAAGAACAACAUGAAGAGGGUAAUCCUGUUGUUGAAAAAAAAGAUACAACUGCAUCAAUGCAACAACAACAGCAACAACAACAACAGUCAGAAGUUGCUGCUAUGCACAAUGAAGGAAUAGUCAGAGCUGCUCACAGUAUGAGUCAUGAUGUUUCACAUCCAGAGCCACUUUAUGUUUUUCAGGGAUAUUCAUUGUCUGAAGCAUCAAGACGAGAAUUAUAUCACAAAGAAAGUCGUUCAGUUUAUGUGACAUUGGCAUUUGCUGGUAUUGCAUUGAUGGCAACAGCAAUGAUUGGUAUUGCAAUAUUUAAAAAAAGAAAUUCAAGAAGCCCUCAUAGUCAAGGUUUCAUUGAAGUAGAUCAAGCAGCAACACCUGAAGAAAGACACGUAGCCAAUAUGCAAAUAAAUGGCUAUGAAAAUCCAACAUAUAAAUAUUUUGAAGUUAAAGAAUAAGCACCUCAAUCAUUUCCUCAAAGAAAUUUUUUAUUAUUAUUUCGAUUAUUAUUUGUUGAAAAUUUUAAUUUUUCACCUUGUGGGUAUUGUCGUUAAUUAAACCAUCUAAAAAAAAAAAAACGAUUAUAAAACAAAAAAAGAAAUACUAUUUACUUGGUGAUACUGUCUUUCUUUUUUUUAUUCUCUUUGAUAUAAUUAUUAAAAUUAUUAUCAGUAUGAUUUACACUCACUGCUACAUCAACACCCUCAAAAGCUAAUUACUCAUUUUUUUAAUUUUCAAAUCAAAAAAUACUUACUUACCCAGAGUAUAUAAUAAAAAUAAAAAAGGUAGAUGAUUUUUUGGUGCGUGCCAUUGAUUGGCAAUUGAGUGCCAUAUAUUUGAAAUUAAUAAUCAACGCUUUGACCGCCGAAUAAAAGCCCCUUUAAUUAAUCGAAAAUAAUAAAAUUUUAAUCAUCAAUUUUUGACCUCGUAUUAUCCGCCUUUGUUCUGAUAUUUCAUUAACGUAAAAUAAUAGUAAAAAAAAGGAAAAUAUAAAAUCGAAAAAAGAAAUUAAAUUUUCAUUUUUAAAAAUCGAUUAAUUAAAUAAAAGGGAUGAAUAAUAAUAAUAAUAAUAAAGAGAAUAAAAUAAAGUGCAUUUGAAGCAAUUAAAAGGCAGCUUAUUAUUGAAAAAUCAACUAUAUUUAUUAUUAAUAUAAAAAAAAUAAAAAGUACUUAAACAAGGGGCUAAAAUACUCGAAUGAAAAAAGAAAAAAAAAGUAGAUAUUUAAAUGUAAUUUUAAGUGAAAGUACUCUUGAAAUAUCAGAACGUCCGUCGAUUAUUAUUUGUUUUUUUUUUUGUUUGUUUAUUCAUACAGUAUUUUUACCUUACCUUAUCAUCAAAAUAAAAAAAUCAAGUAUAUUUAUAUUCUCAAUUGAUGCAUAAUAAUUAUCUUUAAAUAAAUAUUAAAAUAUACUUAAAAUUAUUUAAUUUAAAUGUUUAUUCAUGCAUGAAUGAAUAUUAAACUCGGUACACAAAAUAUCAAUGUACUAUUUAUGAUAAUAAAUAAAUAAAUAUUCUUGUCAUUUUUUAAAUAAUAAAUAACGAGUUAUCAGUUGUGUAAAUGAUAAUGGAAAAUGUUCGAGAGACUCGUUCGACUUUGCCGAAAUGUUAUUGUAUUUAAAAAAAUAAUAUUCGUAAUAAAUCAUGCCGAAACUAUCGAAUAAAAGGAACAAGCUUAACUUGAGAGUUUAUUAAAUCUGUGUAAAUUUAUAUAUCAAAUGGAACUGAACUCAAAAUAAUAAAUGACCAGGAUAUUUAUUGAAUAUUUUUGUUUUAUUUAAAUCCUUUGAUGUUUUAUUAUUUUUUUUUAUUUUAAAAAUUAUAUUCAUAUAAUUAUCUUAUGAUGAUAAUAAUAUACACAAUGAUGGCAAUGAUGAUUUAUUACACAUUAAUAAUGCUUAUAUAUAUUUGUAUAUGAUCAUGGAAAAUAGUAAACACAUUGCACUAUUUGGCUGGAAAAUAAAUUUAUAAAAUUAAAGGAAAAACACACUAACACACUCAUUGAACUGUACACCUCAUUAAUUUAUCAUACAACUUGAUUUACAAUUAAAUAUUUUGAAUAUAGAUUUACAGUAAACUUGUGAAUAAAAAAAUUUUUGCAAUAAUUAAAGAGAAAUAUUUGGGCACUCUGCGAUAUUACUGAUCGAUAAUAAUUGCACAUUUGCAAAUAAUCAACAUUUUGCAUUUUAAAUGCAAUAAAAAAAUUUAGCAAAUAAGCAAAAUAAAAAAAAUACAUUUUGUCUUAGAUAAUAAAUAUACGUAAAAAAAAAAUUAAUAAAUUUGUAAAAUUGGCUUUUUUCGAAUUGAAUAAAAUUAAAAUUUAAAAAUAUUUUUCAUCAAUCUCAUUUAUCAUUUAAAUCACACACAAAUUUAAUUAUAAAUUCAUUUUUAAAAAAUUAAAAAAACAGUAUAACACUGAUAAAUAUAUAACUGCUAAAUGUUUAAAAAUAUUAUUUUAGAUAUGUUAAGAAAAUAUAGAAAUUUACUACAAUGAGUGUACUUUAAUGACGAAAAAAAAAUAUCCAAAAUUAAAUGCUAAAUGAUGUAUAAAAAUAUGCUUAUAAAUUAUAUUUAAAAAAAAAAAUUUAUACAUCAUUAAUAAAUUGAUGAAUCUAUGAAACAACAGAUAAGUUAAAUUUAAAUAAAAAAAUGAAAAUAAUAAAUUAAAUAUUGUACCUAUAGCUGUAGAAAUUACAGAAGAAAAAAAAUUGUCGCAUGUAAAAGUAAAUCUGGCACUGGGUCACAGGUUUUUUUUUUUUUUCUAAAUAUUUCGAUUUGUUUAUAAUCAACAGUAAUUUUUAUUCGAGUUAUUUAACCAGUUGUUUUGCCCUUUAUUAAGUUAUAAAAAAAAUAAAAUAAUUUAUCGAAAUCAUUGGUGUGAAUUUGGACGCAUCAGUAAGAGCGAAGCAUAUCAGUUUUGCUAAAAAAAAAAAACCAGCAAUUAUUCGCGUUAUAAAA
Aphidius gifuensis is the source of this 5304-nucleotide messenger RNA. It is a transcript of the gene Appl, whose product is annotated as amyloid-beta-like protein. Gene Ontology annotation, biological process: axonogenesis; central nervous system development. The record is from RefSeq and is a predicted model, not a curated record. NCBI's taxonomy places the organism in Eukaryota, Metazoa, Arthropoda, Insecta, Hymenoptera, Braconidae. The transcript is spliced from 14 exons. Gene Ontology annotation, molecular function: transition metal ion binding; heparin binding. The coding region runs from base 623 to 2806 and encodes 727 amino acids. Gene Ontology annotation, cellular component: neuronal cell body; neuron projection; membrane.